AUGGCGGCGAAAUGUGGAGAAGUUGUUUUCAAGGCUGGCGAGGUAUGAGAUAACAGAUUUUAGAAAUAUCUCAACAGUUAUGUUUGUAUUUUGUGUCGCUUCUUUAUAUUCGUUUAUCAAAUUUAUUUUGAGGGUAUAAACUUUGGGCACACUGUGCUCUUGUCAAGACGUAACUUUUCAUUUAGCCAUAGUCCGCCGUCUGUUCUUAUAAAUCUUUUCAUCCCCUGGUGGUUCUUGAGUUUUAGCGGUUAUUAAUUUAAUGUUAUUUAUCUCUUACUUUGCUUUGAAGUGUCACCUGUCAUGUAGCACUGAAUUGCUUUGCCUUGCUGGUGACCGCUAUUUAACCAUUAAAAACUCCCAUCGUCGCGUUUUAUUUUAUAUCAAGUCAAGGGAAAGAUGUAAACUUAUGCUAAGAUUCUAUUGCUCAGGUUUUCUCCGUCAAGUCAUCAAAAAUAAAAAUUAAAAAAAUCGAAAUUCUUCAAUAAAUAAAUCCAGAAUGAAAAUGAAGAUAAAUAUGCAAACAGCAGCCUAGACAGGGUUUAAGCCUAUGUUUUUUUUAUAUGCAAAUUAACUGGAAAAAUGUUUUACCCAAAUUUAUAGAGUUUUGUUUGGAGUUGCCAUUUUGUUGUCCCUCUCAGGGUCACCAGUAUGGACCAAUAUGGCAGCUGGAAGCCAACACAAACAUCUGUCACUGAGUUUUGCUUUGGAAGCAUGAAUUUAUCACUGCAAAUUGAAGCUUCAACUUCCCCUCCCAGGGAUCAAAACCCCCCUGUGCUUUUAAAUUUUUUAAAUUGAAAAUUUGAACAGUAACUAUACUAUCUUUUAACUACCAAUGUAGCUUUUCUAAAUACUCUUGGAGAGCCGAGUCUGCAGAAAGAGGAAAGCUUGUAUAAUCCUUUCCCGACUCGUCAUGUUGUCCUACACGAUGAUUUAUCACACCUUUUGCUGGCAGCAAGAUAGAUCACAAGAAGUUAAGGCUAGGGUUAAAAUUCCCCAUCCCCUGUCCCUCAAAAAAAAUAAAUAAAUAAAUAACCUUAAGUCCCUGAAUUUGGAUUCUUUGUGUUUGCACUGGCAUGCUAUAGGUCACUAUGUUUAACUAAUGCAAUAAUAAUAUAAUAUGUAAAUUGAUUUUAUUGAGUAACACAUCUGAAAUUAUUUUUUUAAGGAUGGCAAUGAGUCAGAUAUCUGGGAUGAUACUGCCUUAAUAGAAGCGUACGAUCGAGCAAUAAGUGCUAUAAAGGUAUGGUAGUUAAAGACUCAGUUGCUUUUAUUAAUUUUGUAAAAUUAAUCUAAAAUUUUCACUUGGAGUGUUACUGCUUCCCAUUGGGAUUCUCCUUAAGGUAGCUUUGGCUUUACUGCGGCCAGUUCCCAUUAUAAACACAAAAUAUUAUUCAUUAAAAAACAAAAACAAAAACAUAGGAAAUCAGUUGAACUAUACCAUUUUUGUCUGGUGCAGAUUGAAGUUUCUGAAAAAAGCAAUUUUUUCUGACCUAAGUUUCCAUACUAAUGUGAUGAUGUCAUUGUCAGUAAAAUAAUGCUGUCAAGUUUUGAGAUUUCUACAUGUUCAUUUUUCAAGUUAUUCUUGUAAUAUUAUCUUAAGUUGCACUAAUUCUAAAGUAAUUCUUUAAAAGAAGAGUUAUUCAGAAGGAGUCAGAGUAAAUUUUAAAAGUUACAAUGGUAUUCAGUAUUUUUGUUUGUUUUGCCAUGAAAAUGAACAGAAAGGAGGAAAGAAUGGUGGUUCAAAGAGUAAGGGCAAUGGAAAACACAGGUAUGAAGCAAACCAAAAGUGUGUGUCAGUUGUUAUAAUAGCCCUCCAUUUAUUUUGUAAAAACGAUUGUUUUCAAAACUUUUUUGGUUGUCUUGAAGGUGAAACACUGUUGAGAUUUAUGUUGAUUGAUGAAUUAUUAUUUUUAAAAGGAAAAACCAAGCUUCAAAAAAGAAGGACAAUAAAAAGAAGGCUGCAGAACAGGUAACACUUUUGUUUCUCAGCGGCAAAAGACAGUACUGUUUCAUUUUAAAAUAUUUAAAAAUUCAAAUGUCCAGCUCAACAGAUUAUUACUCUCAGCCAGGGAAAGGAAACAAAGAAUAAUUUUUAAUGCUGCUUGUACUUCUUGAAUGUUAAAAUAAUCUGUUACUUGUACUUGCAUGCCAACACGUCUUGAAGAGGAAAUGCGUGCGACCAUUCAAAUUUCAAUUAGUAUUGUUGUGAAGUAGAAUCCCUCCUUUCUUGUUUUUAUUUUGUUACCAGUACUUUCAGAAGAUAUGUGGGCUGAGAUGCAAUUUUGUCUGGCAUAAUAACGCCCAGUCUUUUUUGAGAUUUUCUUCAUCAGACAACUCUUUUCUAAUAAUAAUUAUAUUGUUAACCUGUGUGGCUGGUGGAAAAAGAGGAAGGGGAGGGGGAGAUAAUUUGUCACCUACUUAUUUUUUUUUGUCUCUGUUUUAAAUUUUCUGGUAAGAGGACCCUGAGUAGUGGUUGAGUAAAUACAAAGUAAUUAGCAUAGUCACAAGUGAGGCCUUGUUAAAGUAAAAUUCUGACAAGCAAUGUGGCCCUGAAACAGACUUAUAAAUUAAAGAGUGAUGAAAUGCUGACAAACAACAUAAUUAAGUGGAUUGAAACUCUGAUGGUGACGAGGACAAUCCCAAAUACAGCGUUCAAUACCAGUACUAAAAUGCUGAGAGGGAUAUAGCCUCCUCCUCAAUGCGUAAAACAAAAUUUAAGGUAGGGAUAUAUGCCCCUGACCCCUUGUAGAGAGCCUCACAAAUAUAAAAAUGCUUUUAUCAGCAACUAAGACAUUCUUUAUUCACUAUUAAAAAUCAAUUAUAUUUUCAGUGGCAUGUUGGUGAUAGUUGCCGAGCUGUUUUCUCAGAGGAUGAACUAAUCUAUGAUGCUGUAAUAAUUUCAAUUGAUGCCAAUUCCAAAACUUGUGUGGUAAAAUUUUGUGGGUAUGGUAAUACAGAAGAACAGUACUUAGAUGAUUUACUACUACCCAUAUCUAAGAAGAACAGAAAGCCUCCAAAACACUCUAGUAGUCAACCUGCCUGGCCGACAUCCCCAGGACAACAGGUAAUAAUAAUAAUUAAUUUUUAUGUAACAUUGCAUUUGGAAGAAAAGUCAAGUAACUUUUUAUAACAUAACGCGUCAUUAUGACCCGUUAUCCAGCGGUUAGACUGUCAAUCUUUAGUGUCAAGGUUACUGGCCCAAAGCCAAGUGUUACCUCCAUGACAACUUGUUCUAAAAUUUGUCCAGUUUCUUCUGACAAGAAGACAAGACAGUGUUAAAAUUAUUGGGUAUCUUGUGAACAGGCUUAUUACCGUAUUUUUUUAUUCAGCCAUAAACUGAGACCCUAAACUUUGAAUGUGUAGUCACUAGAAUCAGCAUAACCAAGAAUGAAAAACAAAUCGAAAACACCUGGCUAUAAUCUGAGACCCAUUCAUUACAAGACUUUAAACUACAGUAAAACCUAAUACUUUUUUAAAACAUGUGACCUUCCCCCAUGAAAAAGUUCAUUAAGGCUGCCCAUUCUCUUGCUUUAUUGUAGAUACCUUGUUCGCACCAGUAAACAGUGCAAAAACUGGGUGUAACUAGCAUUUCCCUAUCAUUUCACCUUGUCACAAAUUUUUUUCUGAUUUACAAAUGAAAUGUAUUAGUUCAUGGGUAGGGUGGAUAUCAAAGGGGAAAUCUGUCAUAAAAGAAAUAAACAGCAACAACAACAACAAAAGCCUGGUUCUAGUCUCAUGAUACCAAUAUGGGACAUCGUUCAAAACAGCCUUAUAUCUAACAUUCAGUGCCCAGUAAAACUCUCUAGUUUGUUGUCAGUUGAUGGCAGUCACAUCCAGCAUUAUAUUUUAUCCAGCUGGCUGUUGUCUGGAAAAGAUAUCAUUCCAGCAGUUUCUUGGUGAAGGUCUUGGACAAAGGUGUUAAUAAAUAAAGUUAAUGAUAUGUUAUUCUUUCAGAAUGCAGAUAGUGAAAUGGAUUGGACAGCAGGCAGCCAGUCACCUAUAAGAUGGCAGAUUAGUGACUUGUGUCUUGCUCCAGAACAACCCAGCCAGCACCUUCAUGAAGCUGUAAUCAACUCUUUCUCUACACCAUACACCUGCAAGGUUACUUUCCUCAGAUCCAGACAACGGUAAAGCUUUAAUGUUGUUAUUAAAUCUAACAGAUUGUAAUAGUUGAAGCUCUCGUAAGCGAUGGCCACAGAAAUUCAAACAAGUGGUCAUAGAGAUGGUUGCUUACGAGAAUGAGCUCUCGUAAGUGACCGCAUGGUAAUACGAUAGAGGGUGGUUGCUUUCAAGAGCUUCAGAAAUUUGUUAAUAAUUCAUAAAGAAAAAACAAAAUAAUUAGUUUUUAAUGAGUGUCUUUAUAUCUGAUAUAGACACAACUAAACUAUACAUCCAAUUUUUUAGACCAUUAGCGCAGUGUGCAGUUUUAUUAGAGUGUUGAUUUAUGUGAAUAAGACUAUGAGUGGUCACUGAGUGGUCGCUUACAAGAGCCUAAAAACAAUGGAAAAGUCCAGUUGGGUAAUCCCAAAAGUGGUCGCAGUCCAUUAUGAGAGCUUUCAUUACAAAGUUUAAGUCACAGAUCAAAAGGGGUUUUAAUUCAUAAAAUGUAGUCAUAACUAGAGCCGGUCGCAAGGAGAGCUUCAGCUGCACUAGUAGCUGCCUAUUUUUUACUGGGUAAUUGUUAAUGUUAAAAGCACUGGCUCCUGGAUGAAGAAUCAGUGUUGCUGUGGGAGGUUAGAGCACUAGACUUACUAUCCAAGGUUAGUCCCUGAGGUCAAAUCCCCUUCUGACCAAUAGCUAGAUUUGUUUCUUGGUGUCAAUAGUCCUGAGUUCAACUCCUAGGUCACAAUAGCCAUUCUAACUAGUUUGCCUCUAGUCUGCGAAUAUAGCUGUCUCUCCUUGCACCUCACCACUAGGAACAUUUCACAGGAGAUGUCUGCCUCUUUACGAUAGAAAUUCCCUACUGUUGUAAAAUCUGGCCAGGAGCUCUGAUUGGCCGAUGUAGUACAUUCAUUUGAUUUAUGUCAUUAGUAUGGAGCUUCUGUUGUUUAGGCAUAUAUGUCUGUCCUACAAAAUGUCUCUAGUACCGAGAAGUAAGGAGAGACAGCUCUAUUCGCAGCCUAGUUUGCCUCUUAUCAGUAAGGAUUUUUUAAAAAUUUUAAUUGAAUCAUUUGUUUCAGUUAUUUACUCAGCCCUAUUUAUAAUUUUUAUGAUAAUUACUGUAAAGGGUACCGGUAAUUAUAUAAAGAUUAUCUAUUUAAAUUAUUUAUUGCUUUAUGCCAUACUUUUUCAGACAAGAUGUUGAUGUGUCAACACUGAAGCCGUCACAGCCAUCUCAUCAUCUGAGGAAUCAUCAUCGUCAUCAUCAUCAUCCUUACACCUCUGAACAAAGAUACCCUAUGUCAGGAUCUCCAUUUUCUAGUUAUCCAUUGUCUUCAAACUAUAACCCUUCUGUAAGUGAUGUGAUCACUUUGUAAAGCUUAUCAUAACUGAUCAGCCAAUUUAAUAUUAUGCUCAUAGUAUCUCAGUAAGUGAAUUUUAACCUUGAAGUCUAGUCACAUUGGCUGUUUAGGUAACAAGUUGGUUGAUUAAAGGAUUAUUUUUUGGGAAGGUGGGGGCGGGGAGUCUAAACCUCCUGCCUCACAUACCUUGCAUCCCUGGCUUCUUCCCUUUUUAUCUUGGCUUCUUCCACCUUUUUUGGUGGCAAAACACAUCAUAUUUAGUAUUCUGGCAUAAUAAAAAUUAUUUAAUUCUCCCGCUUCCCAUUCUUUUAGACUCCCACCUCCUCCCUUUCCUCUCCAACUUCCCAUAGCCCUCCUGCUGCUGUUCUCCACGGCUCCCAGCCCCCCUGUCCUCACCCACUAUUUUAGGGGGGUAAACUGAUAGCCUUGUCCUGGUUUUAGGAAGAGGUGAAGCUGUAUUCUGCUAAAACCUUUGCUAACUAUUUAUUACCUCAAGUGUUUGCAACACUAAGCAAUCAAGAGCAAACUCUGCUCCUCAGCCGGGUAUGCUCUGUACAACAUAGUCAUCUAAUAUCAAGGAGGAAGCAGAGUGGUCAAGCGGUUAGAGCGCUGGACCUGCAAUUCGGAGGCCCCGAGUUCAAGUUCUUCCCUGACCGCUAGCUGGAUUUGUUCACGGUAGUCCCGAGUUCAAAUCCUCGACCACGCCUGUAAAUAGCCAGCUGAAUUUGCCUUCAGCCAGUUGAGACUCUUAUCCCUGUUAUGUUUGAUUUGGACUAUUUGUUUCCAUCAAUUGCUCAGCCUCUCUAGCAUAACUGCUAUAAAUACUGCAGAGGGUAAACAGAGGAAUUAUUAUUCAUAUUUAUAAUAUUAAGUCUGGUUACUAACCAUUCGUUUGUAUAAUUUUGCUCCUUCAGACAAACUUCUUCCCUCCUGCUCCUCCACCACCUCUGCCUCCAAACCUUCUGCCUCAUCACUGGCCAACUUUAAAUCCAUCAGGACUUUCACCUUCCUCAAAUACAGUAAGCAUAAUGUUCCUAAACAACAUAUUAUUUAGAUUUAAGUUUUCAAAAUUGUUUGGGCUCUGAAUUUUCUUUAGAAAAAGAGUGUUUUGCCUAAUCGACAGAGGAUGAACUGAUCUAUGAUGCUGUAAUAAUUUUGCCAUGGGCUUGUCUUGGUUUGCAUUCUCAUGGUUAAAUGUUGAACACCAUAUUGCAAAACCUGUAUUUUUGUGGACCCCUCAGCUGACACCUUGUAUUUGGCAAAUUAGCAGUUUUUAUAGGUUUGUACAGAAUAAUUACUAUUUGUAAAAAAAUUCUGUAUUAGCAAACACCCCUGUUAACCCUUUCGCACUCAGAAAUAGCCAGUGUCAAAAUUACAUCUAAAAUUGCCAGUUGAUGUGAAGAUUGAAACACAUGAAUUUCACUGCAGCCAGUAAGCUUGUAUUUUGCUAUGAGAAAUUUGCCAUAAAUAAAAUUUUGCUCUCUUUACUGGUAGUACAUUUAAACAACCAAGCAAUUAAACAGUUAUUGUAUUAUCCUGACCUAUUGUAGUUCCAAUAUGCAUUUUUUUGAAUGGUAAACCACUUUUAUUUUGCCUUGUUUUACAAUAAAAAUUUUUUUCCCUUUCUUUCCCUCCUCCCCCCCCUUUCACCCCCCCCCCCCCGCCCCUCCCCCCCCUUUUCCCCAUACCCCCCCGCCGCUUUUUUCCCACGCCCCCCCCCCCCCCCCCCCCCUGUCCUCUGAUAGCCUUGUCCUGGUUUUAGGAAGAGGUGAAGCUGUAUUCUGCUAAAACUUUUGCUAUCUAUUUAUUACCUCAAGUGUUUGCAACUCUAAGCAAUCAAGAGCAGACUCCGCUCCUCAGCCGGGUAUGCUCUGUACAACAUAGUCAUCUAGUAUCAAGAAGGAAGCAGAGUGGUCAAGUGGUUAGAGUGCUGGAUCUGCAAUUCGAAGGCCCCGAGUUCAAGUUCUUCCCUGACCGCUAGCUGGAUAUGUUCACAGUAGUCCUGAGUUCAAAUCCUCGACCACGCUUGUAAAUAGCCAGCUGGUUUGCCUCGGGCCAGUUGAGAUUCUUAUCCCUGUUAUGUUUGAUUUGAACUAUUUGUUUCAGUCAUUUGCUCAGCCCCACUAGCGUAAUUGCUAUAAAUACUGCAGAGGGUAAAUAAAGGAAUUAUUAUUCAUAUUUAUAUUAUUAAGUCUGGUUACUAACCAUUCAUUGUAUAAUUUUUCUCCCUCAGACAAACUUCUUUCCUCCUGCUCCUCCACCACCUCUGCCUCCAAACCUCCUGCCUCAUCACUGGCCAACUUUAAAUCCAUCAGGACUUUCACCUUCCUCAAAUACAGUAAGCAUAAUGUUCCUAAACAACAUAGUAUUUAGAUUUAAGUUUUCAAAAUUGUUUGGGCUCUGAAUUUUCUUUAGAAAAAGAGUGUUUUGCCUUAUCGACAGAGGAUGAACUGAUCUAUGAUGCUGUAAUAAUUUUGCCAUGGGCUUGUCUUGGUUUGCAUUCUCAUGGUUAAAUGUUGAACACAUUGCAUAACCUGUAUUUUUGUGGACCCCUGAGCUGACACCUUGUAUUUGGCAAAUUAGCAGUUUUUAUAGGUUUGUACAGAAUAAUUACUAUUUGUAAAAAAAUUCUGUAUUAGCAAACACCCCUGUUAACCCUUUCGCACUCAGAAAUAGCCAAUGUCAAAAUUACCCAAAAUUGCCAGUUGAUGUGAAGAUUAAAACACAUGAAUUUCACUGCAGCCAGUAAGCUUGUAUUUGCCAUGAGAAUUUUGCCAUAAAUAAAAUUUUGCUCUCUUUACUGGUAGUACAUUUAAACAACCAAGCAAUUAAACAGUUAUUGUAUUAUCCUGACCUAUUGUAGUUCCAAUAUGCACCUGUGCCUCCUCCGCCUGCACCAGUCAACAAUAGUGAUAUAUCUCAUGACAAUGAUGCACUAGCAAGCAUGUUAAUGGCCUGGUAUUUGAGUGGUUAUCAUACGGGUUACUAUCAGGUGAGAGAUCUUGCAAAGGUACUAACAGGAAAAAAGGGGAAAGAGAGAGAGGCCGGCAUGUUGUGGCCAAGUAGUUACCAUGAAGGCACAGGGAGACCACCCUCUAUUAGUGUGGCCAUUGUUGAUUGAAAUCUGAGCAUCGAUAUUUUGUUCUUCAUAGAAGAAAAUUCAGAUGAACAUUAUGGUGGCUAUAAUUUGGUCCAAAAUGCAGAUUUUAACAUAAAUUGUUUCAAUAAAAGUUUGAAGAAAUUAAUGUUUACUGAGUCAUGAGUCAUUUUUAAGUUCUUUUAAGUGUUAUUUUGGAAGAUGAUUUUUUUGACUUUGGGGUUAGAGCUAAAGAAGGAGACUCCUAACUACCAGAGGGUGGUCUGCCUGUGGUAUAGGUCUUUUCAUCCAGUUAAUAUUAUUUUACAUGACACAAAUAAUCAUUAUGCUAGCCCAAUUCCUCCCUGGACUGUCUACUCUCUUACAUUUUCUACUGCUGACUUCUAUUAUCUUAGCCACUGAAUUGAGCCAGUAGCUGGGCUUUAGCAAUAUCCCUGCUCACCACCUUAACUAUGGUGCAGGUUUGAUUUUCUGUCCUACUGUUCAUUAUAUCAUGAGUUCAGUUUGUUGCUAUUCUGAGCCCUGCUCAAGGGGUUUUCUCCAGUUUUCCUCCUCCAUAAAAAGUAUCAUUUCCACAUUCCAUUCCAUUUCAAUCAAUCAAUCAAUCAACCCUUUCUGUGACCAUUGUACCGCAGUCAUCAUCAUCAUCACCAUCAUCAUGAAGUGAUAAUUUUGUCUCAAAAUUCAGUCUAUCCCACUUGUCCACUUAAUCACAUCCAUCUUCGUCUCUUGUUUUCUUCCUUUUUGUAGGCUAUGCAAAACCUUCGCUGUGGUUCCAGUUUAAGAAACAAUGAAGCUCCAGUGUCUUCAACAGAUUCAGAUGUUAACAAGAAAGAUUCAAGUCAACCACCAACAACAUGAAAAGAUGUGCACUUAUUUAUUACUAUUGUCUUAUAAGAGGGUUUCCUGUAACAUGGUGGACUUAUUUUUUGUAAAGAGGUGUUUGCAGUGAAUAAAUAACUCACAAGAUCUGUCAAACAAUGUUGUAUGUAGGGCUCUGCCUGAUUAGUUCCCAAAUAAAUAAUUAUUUCAAUAACAUUCUUUACAUCCUAAGAGACAGGGUUUAAUGGUCCAUCUCGGUAAUCCAAUCAGAGAUUUUGUAAUGUAUGUUCCUACUCAUGGGAGGAAGAAACCCGGAAGUCAGUGAACCUUGUUUACCAAUAUUAUAUUUAUUGUGUUCUGGGGGAUCCUAAUAAUCUGCUAAAUGACAAUCAGCUGUUGGAGAUGGCUCAAGAGUGCCAUCAAUGGAGGAAACUUGUGGGCGACUGCUGCAAAACCGAAGGAUGAUGAGGAUGAUGAAUCCAAUCAUGUUUAAGUAUUACUGAUAAGGCUUCAUAGGAGUGGGGUUCACAAUAAUAGAGAGCUUUAGAUUUGUGUAGGAGGACUACUUUGAGUACGAGAUUAUACUUCAUUUUUUCGCGUAUUGUCGAAAAACAUUCAACCAGGAAAGC
Messenger RNA from Porites evermanni, 10010 nucleotides. The record is from the annotation of a GenBank genome assembly. NCBI's taxonomy places the organism in Eukaryota, Metazoa, Cnidaria, Anthozoa, Scleractinia, Poritidae.